AUGAACGUAUCGAAGCUUUCAUCCAAUCUCCUCGCAUCGACAAAACUGCUCGCAUCCGUAAAGCCAGUCAACUCUGCAACUGCUUCAGCUGCUCUACGUUCCUACUCAAGCGCUAAUGGCGAUGGACCGGUUUUUACAGAACGGCUGAGUGGAGAACAUGAAGGAAUCGUGCUUCUGCGUAUGGCAGAUAAAACAAAGAAGAACGCAAUUGAUAAACGUUUAUUGGAUUGUUUCCUCAGCCAUGUCGACGCAUUAAAGGCAGACAAGGAUUCCCGGGUUGUGAUCGUUAAAAGUGAUGUUCCAGGAACGUUUUGUGCCGGUGCUGAUUUGAAAGAACGUGCAAAAAUGGCUGAUGAGGAUGUGUUGCCAUUUGUUGAUAAGAUCCGUGCACUUACAACCAACUUGGCUGAUUUACCUGUACCCGUGAUAGCAUCUAUCAAUGGCUGGGCACUUGGUGGUGGUCUUGAAAUCGCUUUAGGAGCAGAUAUACGCGUUUCGAGUUGGUUUUUGUGA
Anisakis simplex (herring worm) is the source of this 513-nucleotide messenger RNA. Lineage: Eukaryota; Metazoa; Nematoda; Chromadorea; Rhabditida; Anisakidae. The record is from the annotation of a GenBank genome assembly.